AUGGAUAUGAAAGCCAGACGAACUUUAUAUUUAUCGUUGGUCAAGUCCCAGCUGUGUUAUGCUACAGAGGUAUGGUCGCCGGUUAACAGCGUUCAGAUUUCAAGACGUGUUGAAAAAGUGCAAAGAAGAGCGACUAGGUGGAUAACAAUGACAAAGCGAGGCGAACUGUCGUACAGAGAACGGUUAUUAGCAUUAGAUCUGCUACCGUUAACCUAUGAUGGAGAAGUCAGAGACUUGGUGUAUUUCUUCAAAUCAUUUAGUUACAUUGACGUCAAUACUGACAACUAUGUGUCGUUU
Paramuricea clavata is the source of this 297-nucleotide messenger RNA. Lineage: Eukaryota; Metazoa; Cnidaria; Anthozoa; Malacalcyonacea; Plexauridae. The record is from the annotation of a GenBank genome assembly.